GGUUACGUGCUAUAAAGGAUUGGUAAUACACACUACAGAUUUUGUGUAGUAGCUGUAGUGUUGCCAUUCAAUAAAAUAUAAUCUAGAUCUAUAUCAAAUUUAAUAGUUAAUACAGUUAUCAUGGCUAGUACAACUCAAACUAUUCGGCGACAGCUACCGAAUCCCUCAAGGACUUACGAUUUUCUAUACGAUAAUAAUUACAUCUUAUCUUCUGCACAUGACCAUGGAAGAGUCACUUUUCAAGCUCAUACAAGCACAAACCGAAUUAAGCAGGUUCCUGUUUUUAAAACAAUGUUCUCAGAACUACGACAUCAUCCUAGAUUUCAAGUACACCUUGAUGUAACUGAUCCAGUACCUAAAUUUAUUACAAGAGAAUGGAAAGGUCACGGAGACUCUAUGAUCAGAUAUGCCACAUUUAAAAAUGAUUCCUCAAUAAAAGUCUCUGGACAAGAAAUGGAUAGUGCUGAUGUUACAGGCAGAAAUCGCUUCUUAUAUUUAAAGAGGCCAAUCAUACCAUUCUUACAGCAGGUCCCUCCUGAAGUUUUGCUGUCUACAGCAAGACAAGAUCCCUUAAGUGGACCAGAGAAUGUUAUAGCCAAACGUUUACAAACGCCAGCAACCAAGACUAUAGAAACACAAACUGACUAUAGAGAUCAAGAGAUUCAGACAGAUCCCUACACCCCUGAAUAUGUUGUUCGUCCAGGAGAAGCACCUGAGCUUCUCACUCUUGCAACUUUGUCAUUUGGUCGUGGCUUACCUGCAGGCUUGGCUGAAGUUGAAAUGAUUGAACGUGCUAGAGCUAAAAGAGCUUGGGAAGCAAAUCUUCCUCCACUUAGUGAUACUGCCUCCCUUGAAAAAAGGAGGAAAAUGAUGGAUGAAAUGGAAAGGAAAGAGUGGGCAUUAAGAGAGCAUGAAAUAGAAAAGCUUCAGGAGGCAAGACUGGAAGUUUUAAAACAACUUUUGAAGCAAAGAGAAGAUAACCACCAGGAAUUAAAUAUCAAGAGACUUGAUAAACUUUGGGCAGUUAAACAAAAAAGCAAGGAGGCUAAGAUUAAAAAAAUUAGAAAUGAGCACAUCAAAGCAUUAAGAAAGUUAACUGAAAAAAGAUUACGAGUGGAAACAAGUUUCUGUAGAAGUGCUAUUAUACAAGAAUAUGCAGAUCCUGGAUCCCAGACCUAUGCACCAUUGACAAGAAUUGGGGUGUUUUUAGACCAUGGAUCUGAACAAUAUCUUGUAAAAUCUAGACAUUUAUCAACAUACCAGGGACUUCUUGAACUUGAAGCAUCAUUACCAGAUUUUGUGAUGAAUCCUAGAGUUAAAGCACCCCGACCUGUUACUGUCACUAAAACUGGGUUUAUUAAAAGAAAAUUCAAAAAAGAAAAAGAGCUUGCAGAGGCCUAUGAAGCCAUUAAAGCUGAGGAAGAAAAAAAUCAGGAUAUUCCAAGAGCUUUACGCUUUUUGCAAAGAAUUGAGCGGCCCAUUCCUCGUAUUCCUCGUCCACCUACCCCAGAGAUUGAAAUACUUGAUGAUGAAGAGGAAAAUAAGCAAUUGGCUGUUAUAUUUUUGCAACAAGUAUUUAGAGGUCGUGCCAUCCAAAAUAAUAUGCUUGAAGGCAAAGCUAAACGCAGAGAAUUAAUCAAUGAGAUUAGAUCAACCCAUGCACUGCAAGAGAAGGAACAAAAUAUGAAAAAGCAUGAAGAAAAAGAAACUCUAGCAUUACAGAAACAGAGAAGACUGCAUGAACAUAAGGAAUCACUGAUUGAUGAAUCACUUGCUGAACUGGAAAGUAAAAGCCUUGGUGAAAUGUUUGAUUUUCUAACUAAAGAACUUGUGAGAUUGCAAGAAGAGCGAAGAAUACAUGCUUUUUCAAUGCUGGCUGAACGUCAAAGGAGAAUAAGAGAAGCUGAAGAAAGUGGAAGACGACAAUGGGAAAUUCGAAGAAGAAGAGAAGAAGAUGAAAUUUUCAAGCAGGUAGUUAAAACCCACCAAGUAACUGUGGACUCCUAUCUGGAGAAUAUUAUCACAGGAUCAAUUGAUAGAACAGCCAAUGAACAAGCCAGGCUUGAGAUUGAAGAACAGGCUGCUGUGAUAAAUGAUUUAGCUUAUCAAGUGGAAGACAGUCGAGAUAAACUAGAAUCUGAGGAAAUAGUUGCAGAUCUUGUUCAUUGUUUCCUUAUUCCUGAAGCCAAGAAGCAAACAGUUAGGGAAAAAGUACGUAGAACCCAACGUAGGUUUCUUCUUGCCGCACAUAAUGAAGUUCACAAAGAAGGCACUGAUUUGAUAGCCAUUCACAAUAAACAAAAGCAAUUAGAAAAUGAAGCUUUGCAAGGAGUACCACAAGUUACUGUUGAGAGUGGAGUUGAACAGGAUAAGCUACCGGAUAUGGCAUCUGAAUAGAGAUUAUGAAGAAAUUGAUAGAAACAUCAUUAUUUUUGGACACUAUAUACAGGGUAUCAACAAAUCAAAGCCCAUAUAUUCUAGAAUUUUUUUAUACUCUUAUACUUAUUUAAACAUAUAAGUCAGUUUUCUUUAGAUAUUUAAAGAAAUUAGGACCAUUUUAAUUUAUUAAGAACUUUAUCCUGGUGUUAAAAAACUAGCAAAACAGUCAAUUAGGUAUAUUCUAUGUAUUGUUCAAUAUUUAUGUUACACAAAUGUUUUUCAGAACAUUCCAUUGAUGUUUGUCACUUAUGAAACAACUUUUAAAAAAUUUAUAAUUUCAUUGAAUAGCAUACUAUAUUUUACCCAAUUAAUUUGAUUUGAACAAUUCAAAAUAAAAAUCCAUUUUUUUACUGCUUAAGAUUUCUUUAUUAUUACUGUCUACAGAGCUAUUUAACAAAAGUAUUUGUGUUUAAACUUAGAAAAAAAUGUAUAAAAUAACUUUGUACUAAAAUAAAUUGACAAAUAUUCUAAUUCUAUUACUUGUUUUUUGUCUUUAAAAAGUAAAAUAAAUUUGGUUAAGAUUUUAUAAUUUUUUAAUUUGCAAGUUUCAUUGAAAAGCCAUUUGACCAACCAAUACAGAAAAAAUACAUAUUUAUAUGGUCUGGGUUAUGAGCUGAUUCCUCCAAAAGCAUAUGACUUUGCCAUAAUUAUACAAACUAAGGAUACAUUUUGACUUACUUUGAAUGAUCAGAACAAUAACAAGUUUUUCGUUUUGUUUUAUCUGGUUUAUUUUUAUAAUUAAAUUAAAUUUAUUUUUUGCUAACUUGAAUUAAAUAUUUUUUGGUCUUUUGAAUUUUUUUUUUACAAUUUCUCAGAAGUAACUCUAGAAAUCAAAACCAUUUUGUGUAGAACAUCAUUUAUAAAAUGUAAAUGAUUUUUGUCUUGUUUAUUUUAAAACAUGUAUUUUGCAAUGAUUUAUACAAAAUGUGAAUCUAUAUUUUUUACUAACUGUGAUUAUGAUAAGGCUUUAUUCGUAAUAGUUAUAGUUUUGUUACAUUACUGUUAUUUUGCAAUGUUGUAUACAUUUAAUUCAAGUUUUUGUCCAUGCAACUGGAUUUAUUUUGGCAUGGCCAAGACAUGAAGAGUCUCAAGUUUGGUUCCCAAUUAUCUGUGUUGGGGAAAGUAAAGUUGCAUACUGUUACCAAAAAAAUACCUUGAUAUACCAAAGUUGAGUAACAGAUGCACUCAACAUCAGCUGCCCUAGAAAACUUUUGGUACUCCUGAUGCACAUAAUUAUAUCAUCACUAGUUAAAAGGA
Molecule: messenger RNA, 3696 nt
Organism: Physella acuta
Lineage: Eukaryota; Metazoa; Mollusca; Gastropoda; Physidae
Product: cilia- and flagella-associated protein 91-like
Source: RefSeq, a predicted model, not a curated record